AUGUUAGUUGAUAGAGAGGGGUUGUGGUAUAGGGUGUUAGUGGCCCGUUACGGUGAGGAGGGUGGUGUUUUGAAGGAUGGAGGGCGGAGGGCUUCAGGUUGGUGGCGCGACCUUCAACGCGUGCGUGAUGGUGGUGGGGGAGUGGACGGUGAAUGGUUUAGUAGCUGCGUCUCCAAAGUGUUGGGGAAUGGUGGUAAUUCUACUGUCGAUGAGGCUUCCAAUUUGGUGUGGCACAAAAAUGUUCCGCUAAAGGUUUCUAUUCUUGCGUGGAGGCUUCUUCGGAAUCGGUUGCCAACUAAGAUUAACUUGGCGGUUCGUGGGAUCAUGGUUCAGGAUGCGCAUCUGUGUGUGUCUGGUUGUGGGAUGGUGGAGACAGUUCAACAUUUAUUUGUUUCCUGCCCUAUUUUUAGAAACUUAUGGCAGUAUGUCCGAGCUUGGAUUGGAGUCUCUGGGGUCGACCCUUUCGAUGUUGUUGACCACUUUGUUCAGUUUUCUUAUCUGUUAGGUCAUGCGGCUAAAAAACGUUCUUUUAUGCAAUUGUUAUGGUUGGCUUGUGUGUGGGUGUUGUGGACUGAGCGUAAUAACAGGCAGUUCAACAAUACAGAAAAUACUAUUUACCAGUUGUUUGUACAGGUUCAAAACCAUUCUUUCUGGUGGCUGAAGGCAGCUAACGUUGUUCAUGAGUUAGGGGUUCAUAAUUGGUUUGCUUGCCCGUUACCGUGUUUGGGUAUAGGGUAG
This is a messenger RNA of Medicago truncatula (barrel medic), 738 nucleotides long. RefSeq lists its product as uncharacterized. The transcript is spliced from 2 exons. NCBI's taxonomy places the organism in Eukaryota, Viridiplantae, Streptophyta, Magnoliopsida, Fabales, Fabaceae. The coding region runs from base 1 to 738 and encodes 245 amino acids. The record is from RefSeq and is a predicted model, not a curated record.